GCCGCCACGUCAGCCUUGAGCGCGCGCGCCGUGAUGGGGAAGAAGGUGGCGGCGGAGGUGGGCCUGCGGCUCGCGCUGUUCGCGGUCUUCAUGGUAACAGAGCUGCUCCCGCCCUUCCAGAGGCUCAUCCAGCCCGAGGAGAUGUGGCUCUACCGGAAUCCGUACGUGGAAGCAGAGUAUUUCGCCACCAAGCCGACGUUUGUCGUCGCCUUGCUGGCCCCGCUGGCCCCGGUCCUCCUGGCCAGGUGUCUGAAGAAGGCGGACGCAGUGGACAGCCGGCAGGCCUGCCUGGCUGCCAGCCUGGCCCUGGCUCUGAACGGCGUCUUCACCAACACAGUCAAACUGAUAGUGGGGAGGCCACGCCCAGACUUCUUCUACCGUUGCUUCCCCGACGGGCAAGCCCAUCAUGACUUGACGUGCACAGGAAAUGAGGACGUGGUGAAUGAGGGCCGCAAGAGCUUCCCCAGUGGACAUUCUUCCUUUGCAUUUGCUGGUCUGGCCUUCGCGUCCUUCUACCUGGCAGGGAAGUUACACUGCUUCACACCACGAGGCCGAGGGGAAUCUUGGAGGUUCUGUUCCUUUCUGUCACCCCUACUCUUUGCAGCUGUGAUUGCACUGUCCCGCACCUGUGACUACAAGCAUCACUGGCAAGAUGUCCUGGCUGGAUCCACCAUCGGCCUGACGUUCGCCUAUGUCUGCUAUAGGCAGUACUACCCUCCCCUGACGGACGCCCAGUGCCACAGACCACUGCAGCGCAGCCCUGCGCUUCCCACCGCGCAAAAGCAGCCUGGCGACCCUCGUCAUUUUGAUGUUUAGACACUGGAGCUGCCUUCCUGGAAAACAGGACUGAAGAUCUGCCCAAAUGCACCAGCUGUGCCAAGCAGCCAAGGCAGGGCAGGGUAGUCAGAGACCGGCUGUCUGGAGGGCAGGUGAGUCUCCUCCCGCCCCGCCCUCCCCGUAGGGUAUAAUGGACCAUGACGGACAUCGGCGGAACUGAUGGUGUAGGACCUAUAACGGCCUUUCUCUGUGUUGUGAUUAUAUUUUAUGUUUUCUUUUUGUGAUUAUAUUAUAAAUAUGACCUUGAUUUGUGUAUUUCUAUAACAUAUUUUCAAUAUAUCUUUUUCCUAACGGUGAA
Lagenorhynchus albirostris (white-beaked dolphin) is the source of this 1135-nucleotide messenger RNA. It is a transcript of the gene PLPP5, whose product is annotated as phospholipid phosphatase 5. Bases 34 to 816 code for a protein of 260 amino acids. Gene Ontology annotation, molecular function: phosphatidate phosphatase activity. Gene Ontology annotation, biological process: phospholipid metabolic process. The record is from RefSeq and is a predicted model, not a curated record. NCBI's taxonomy places the organism in Eukaryota, Metazoa, Chordata, Mammalia, Artiodactyla, Delphinidae. The transcript has 8 exons.